Messenger RNA from Linum trigynum, 3373 nucleotides. The record is from the annotation of a GenBank genome assembly. NCBI's taxonomy places the organism in Eukaryota, Viridiplantae, Streptophyta, Magnoliopsida, Malpighiales, Linaceae.
AUUAUUUCGAAUUCAAUUCUUAAUCGAAAGACAUUAACUCUUGGAUAAAUAUAUAAGCAUAAUUUUUUAGUGUUUGUCAUCAUACUUAUAAAGUCAUAAUAGUUCAUUUAUCUAGUUUUCAAUCAUGUGAGUCUUCAAUUAUGCGAGGAUAAAUGUUUUUAAGAAAAACAAUUUUCAAAUGGUGGAUUAUGAACGGUCUUUACAUGAAGAUUCGUUAACCAAAACAAUAAAAAGAAAUAUGAACAAUAUAUUUAAUUCCAUAAUUUUAUAUAUUUAGACUAACUUGCAACUAAUGCUUGCUAUAUUUGAACUCACCCCCACCAAGCAUACUCAAAUUAUUUAUAUUAUGUCAUAUAUAAAAUAAUAUUCAAAAUACACAUGAAAGUAACUCUUUCUGAGAAAAUUUAUAUACACUUUUAAUCUUAUAAUAUACUGAACAAAUUUUCUUAGAUGGUAACAAACAGAAUUGAUAUCUAAAGGACAAAAAACUAUGCAUAAAGAAAAAAAAAAGCAUGCAAAGGGAAAACAUAGAAAAAAGAAUUUGAUGGAGAUUAAAUUGGAAGAAUGGAAUACUAAAAAACGGAAAUUGAGGGGGGCAGUUACCGCAGGAUCCCCCCCCCCCCCCCUCCCCCCUCUUUUCCUAGAGAAGAUAUGAUUGGCUAAUAGUGUAUGUUGAUGUGGAAAUGUAAAGAGAAGGGAAAUUUGAAUCCCAAAAACUUAAAAUGAGAAAAUCUUUAAUAUAGUCUUUAGACUUGAAAACAUUUUUCGAGGAAAAUAGUUUUUAAAGUAUUAGUUUUCGAAAAAAGCCCGUAAAAAUGAUUUAAAAAGUCCAUUUGAAGACAGGGAAAGUAAAAGACGAUUUGACAGCCAACCAAUAAAUGGCAGGAAAUCAAAAGGUUACGUUCGUUUGAUAAUAAAAGAAUAAUAAUAGUACUAAUAAUAAUAAUAAUAAAAUUUAUUAAUAAUUAAUACGUUAUGUGUAGAAAACGUAUUCUAUUCUGGCCAACCGUUGAUUCCGGUAAGGGCCAUUAAUUGAGGAGUAACGGAUUCCCCUGCUAGUUUCUCUCUUUCACUCUCUCUCUUCCCUAAUACCGGGAUCGACCCAAUUAGUCUCAUCUCCCAAACCCUAAACCCCCAGAGACCUCCGCCUUUGUUCUUCCCUCCAUCUCUCUAGGUUUUCUUUGUUCGUAUCAGAUCAAUAGCCGCCUUGAGAAUAAGAUGCAGUCGAGGAGAAGAUCUUUAAGACUUGAGAACACCAAAUCAAUGGUGAACAAUGGCGAUUCAACACCAUGUUCUGAUCCCGACGAGCGCUUCCCAAAACAAGAGUAUGAAGUAUCUGGGUAUGUACCUCGUCCUUUGUCUUUUGAUGACGAAGGCUAUCCUGAUGAUGAUUCUGAGUAUUCCGGAAAUAAGAGGCAGAGAGUAUAACCUUUUGAGCUGAUAAAUUCUUUGAUUAGAAGCUGCAUACAUUUUAGAUUCAUUCCUCAAGUAAUUAGUUCUUACAAUGCCUGGACCGCAUAUGAAGCUCUGAAUCACCGCUGAAAGCUAUGACAAGCCGAAUUACUUGGAUUAAUAGUGAAUCUGGCACGUUAAAUCAUCCUCCUACUUAGGAGAAUGAGCUCUUUGCUCUAAUUGAAGAUAAGAAGAUUGUAUCUGACCUAUGUCAGAUUCACUGGAACAGUUUUAUAGGUCUCGUAUAGUUGAUCCCCCCAUGGUGAAGAUAUGGUCUACCGCUAUGUUGGAGUUGAGCAGGAAAAAUUUGAUAUGCAUGCCACUAGUUGUUUGUUAUUUUGCACCAGUUUUAACGGAGCUGGAGCUUUUAGUCACCUCUAUGGUACGUACGAUUGGUGAGAAAUUUCCAGACUUGUUUACUUCACUUUCUCAACUACCAAACAACCAGUCUCGCUGUUCAUCUUGUCCCAAUCACCGGCGGACGUGGCAAGGACGCCGAGUAGAGGAAGUGGAGUGGACGAACGCAAUCUUUGCAGUAUGAGUUCUAAUCAAGAACCUGGAAACAAUGGAGGGGACGGACAUAGGUAGUUUUCUUUCUCGGUUUUCUCACUUCGUUUUUUGAAUCUAUUCGAGAAUUGACAAUCUAUGUGAUUUUGCGUAUAUCAAUCACCGUCGGACGUUGCAAGGACACCGCGCAGAAGCAAUGGAGAAGACGAACGCAACCUCUCCGGUACGAGUUCUGAUCAAGAACCUGGAAACAAUGGAGGGGAAGGACAGAGGUAGUUUUCUUUCUCGUUUUUCUCCCUUCGUUUUCAGAAUCUAUUCUCGAAUUGACAAUCUAUUUGAUUUUGCGUAUAUCACUCACCGUCGGACUUUGCAAGGACACCGCGCAGAAGCAGUGGAGAAGAUGAACGCAACCUCUCCAGUACAAGUUCUGUUCAAGAAUCUGGAAGCAAAGAUGGUCAAGGGGAGAGGUAGCAUCCCUUCGCCUUUUUCUCUCUUGUUCUUGGAAUUCAUUCGAGAAUGGAAAAUCUGUAUGAUAUUAUAUAUGUCAAUUUGUGAUUCAGUAACUUUUGCAUGCCUUGUUUUGGUAUUCGUCUCUUACUGGUUAUCAGGGUUUCUGCAAGUGAUACAUUAGGGUUUUGGUAAUCAAUUUUCGUUUGAUGGUGUCUGGAUUAAUUGAAGAAUGUCGGAUCUGUUUGAUGUUGUAUGUAAAUCUGUGAAUCAGUAACAUACUGUACUCUUGAUUUUAGGGUUUCUUAGAUGAUAGAGCUUGUGGAUAAGUUUUCUUUGGUUCUAUUUCUUCAUUCGGUAAAUUCUUUAGGAAUCUGAAUCAAUUACUCUUUUUUCACUGAUUUGCCAAUUUCAUGGUUUUUCGUAUUUAGGUCUGUUGGAACUGUGGAAGGGCAAAAUCUACAAUUUUUUCGAAUUUCAUAUGGUCAAAUGUCCUUGGCAUUUGAUUUGUUGGAAUCUGGCUUUCAAAGGUUGCCUUACCCCUAUUUUGGUUGUCAUGGUUCACACCAACUCGAACCAGAGUUUGGCGAACUUGAAGAAUCUGAGCUUUGCGUUAAGCUAUGUGGAUCAUUACAUUGGACAUGUAUUAGUUAUGCUAGUUCUUUGUCAUUUAUUAUUUCCAUUAGUGCAGCUUGUUGAUCCAACUUUUGUGCGUUUUGCAGAUUUGUCACAUUUAUUGAUAUUCAAACGAUCUGCAUAUUUUCGCAGAGUAAAUUCUGUUAGAUUACAUCUGCUUAAUGCAAGAGCAUACACUGCUAUAGAAAGGCACAUUUAUAUUAUGUCAUAUAUAAAAUAAUAUUCCAAAUACAUAUGAAAGUAACUCUUUCUGAGACAAUUUAUAUACACUUUUAAUCUUAUAAUAUACUAAACAAAGUUUCUUAGAAGGUAACAAACAAAAUUGAUAUCU